AAUAAUAAUAAUAAUAAUAAUAAUAAUAAUAAUAAUAAUAAUAAUAAUAAUAAUAAUAAUAAUAAUAAUAAUAAUAAUAAUAAUAAUAAUAAUAAUAAUAAUAAUAAUAAUAAUAAUAAUAAUAAUAAUAAUAAUAAUAAUAAUAAUAAUAAUAAUAAUAAUAAUAAUAAUAAUAAUAAUAAUAAUAAUAAUAAUAAUAAUAAUAAUAAUAAUAAUAAUAAUAAUAAUAAUAAUAAUAAUAAUAAUAAUAAUAAUAAUAAUAAUAAUAAUAAUAAUAAUAAUAAUAAUAAUAAUAAUAAUAAUAAUAAUAAUAAUAAUAAUAAUAAUAAUAAUAAUAAUAAUAAUAAUAAUAAUAAUAAUAAUAAUAAUAAUAAUAAUAAUAAUAAUAAUAAUAAUAAUAAUAAUAAUAAUAAUAAUAAUAAUAAUAAUAAUAAUAAUAAUAAUAAUAAUAAUAAUAAUAAUAAUAAUAAUAAUAAUAAUAAUAAUAAUAAUAAUAAUAAUAAUAAUAAUAAUAAUAAUAAUAAUAAUAAUAAUAAUAAUAAUAAUAAUAAUAAUAAUAAUAAUAAUAAUAAUAAUAAUAAUAAUAAUAAUAAUAAUAAUAAUAAUAAUAAUAAUAAUAAUAAUAAUAAUAAUAAUAAUAAUAAUAAUAAUAAUAAUAAUAAUAAUAAUAAUAAUAAUAAUAAUAAUAAUAAUAAUAAUAAUAAUAAUAAUAAUAAUAAUAAUAAUAAUAAUAAUAAUAAUAAUAAUAAUAAUAAUAAUAAUAAUAAUAAUAAUAAUAAUAAUAAUAAUAAUAAUAAUAAUAAUAAUAAUAAUAAUAAUAAUAAUAAUAAUAAUAAUAAUAAUAAUAAUAAUAAUAAUAAUAAUAAUAAUAAUAAUAAUAAUAAUAAUAAUAAUAAUAACAUUAAUAACAAUAAU
This is a messenger RNA of Solanum pennellii, 915 nucleotides long. Its product is annotated as probable serine/threonine-protein kinase clkA. NCBI's taxonomy places the organism in Eukaryota, Viridiplantae, Streptophyta, Magnoliopsida, Solanales, Solanaceae. The record is from RefSeq and is a predicted model, not a curated record. The annotation marks the transcript as partial. The transcript has a single exon.